AUGUUUCUGCAGAUGUGGGGCACUUUCUGGCCUCUAAGCCUGAAGAAGGUCCGCAACAAAACACAGUUGCGCUACUUGUUCAGUGGACCACGCAAGAACGAUGUCUUGCUGCUUGAAGACAUUGAUACAGCUGGUAUUCGCCACGAGAAGAUGGAGGCAGACACAUCCGAGAAGUCUGAGCUUGACGAAACCUAA
Molecule: messenger RNA, 195 nt
Organism: Macroventuria anomochaeta
Lineage: Eukaryota; Fungi; Ascomycota; Dothideomycetes; Pleosporales; Didymellaceae
Exons: 2
Coding region: 1-195 (64 amino acids)
Source: RefSeq, a predicted model, not a curated record